AUGGCGGAGCCGCGCCGGGUGCCGUUCAUUAGCCUGUCACCCGUGAGGCGCCGCGAGGGCGAGAGCCCGGCGCUGGAGCGCGAGCCCGGGGCCCGCGAGCCGGAGCCGCCGCCGGCGGGCCGCGAGGCGCCGCUGUUGGCGCCGCCGGAGCCGCCGCACGAGCUUUCCCGGCCGGAGCCGCCGCCGCCCCGCGAGAGCGCCGCCCGCCUGGAGCCGUCCCGCGAGACCGGCCGGCCCGAGCAGCAGCCGCAGCGGGAGCCCCCCCGGCCCGAGCCGCCGCCGCUGCCGCCGCCGCAGCUACCGCCGCCGCCGCGCCAGGGCAGCCGGCAGGAGCCGCCGCCGCCGCAGGAGGCGCUCCCGCUCCGCCAGACGGUCCGCCUGGAGGUGGUGCUGAAGGACCCCACCGAGGAGGGCUGCGUGGAGUUCAGCUACCCGGAGCUGCUACUGUGCGGGGACUCGCGGAAGAAAUCAGUUCACUCAGAAGAUCCAUUUAAUGAUGAACAACGUGAGCGGCACGAAGUAGAAAUGCUGGCCAAGAAGUUCGAGGCAAAAUACGGUGGAAAGCCCCACAAACAUCGGAAGGAUCGCCUGCAGGAUCUAAUUGAUAUAGGUUAUGGUUAUGAUGAAACGGACCCUUUCAUUGAUAAUUCUGAAGCGUAUGAUGAAUUAGUUCCUGCAUCCCUGACAACCAAAUAUGGAGGGUUUUAUAUCAACACUGGUACACUGCAGUUCCGCCAGGCAUCUGACUCUGAGGAUGACGACUUUGCAGAAGACAAAAAGCAUAGGCCACCUAAAAUAGCAAAGUUAAAAGAAAGUGAAGAUCGUGGGAUGAAGAAGCGCAAACGGAAAGAUGAAGGGACAGAAAAGGAGAAGAAGCCUCGGAAAAUGAAAGUUCCUAAGCAAUUGGGAGUAAUGGCCUUAAAUUCACACAAGUCUGAAAAGAAGAAAAAGAAACUAUAUAAAGACUCACUCUCUCUGGCUGCCAUGAUCCGUAAAUUUCAAAAGGAGAAGGAAGCCAUGAGGAAGAAGGAAUCUAGUCCAAAACCGCCAGUGACUGUUGUAACCUCUACCCCUAGUAAAAUACCUUCCUCCUCUCUCAGUGCAGGAAAUGAUAUCUCUGACUUGAAUCUUAGGAUCAGUGAUCCUGUCCUCUCCAUUUUUGGUAGCACAAAUGAACGUGAGCUCCUGCAAGAAGAUGAAAGUGCCCUGGAGAUGCUGGGAGACAUUGACUUUGACAAGUUGCUUGAUGGCAUUUCUGAUGGCAGCCCGGUAUCUGAGCUGUCAGGAGAAAAUGGAAAUGUCACUCAGGCAACCUACACCUCUCAGGUCAUGACACCCAAGCAGGUGCCUGCCCUCCCAGAAGGUCUGCCUGUGCUACUUGAAAAGCGCAUUGGAGACCUUCGAACAGCCGCCAAGAUGUUUGAUGAAGAAGGCAGGAAGAAGUUUUUCACGCAAGACAUGAAUAAUAUUCUGCUGGAUAUUGAGCUACAGUUACAGGAGAUAAAUCCUGCCAUCCGCAAUGGAGUGUAUUCUCACCUUGAGGCUUUUGUGCCAUGCAAUAAGGACACACUGAUAAAGCGUCUGAAGAAGUUACACCUCAAUGUUCAGGAUGACCGCUUGAGAGAACCACUGCAAAAGCUGAAGCUGGCUGUCAGUAAUGUCAUGCCUGAACAGUUAUGCAAGUAUCAAGAGGACUGUCAGGCCCGCAGUCAAGCCAAGAAUGCCAAGUUGCAAGCAGAAGAUGAGCGAGAGAAAAAUGGAUCAGAGGAAGAUGAUGAUGAGAAACCUGGAAAGAGAGUUGUGGGACCCAGAAAAAAGUUUCACUGGGACGACACAGUGAGGUCUCUAUUGUGUAAUCUUGUCAAGAUCAAGCUGGGAUGCUAUGAGCUAGAGCCAAAUAGAAGUCAAUCUGCUGAAGAUUACCUCAAAACCUUUAUGGAAACAGAAGUGAAACCACUUUGGCCUAAAGGCUGGAUGCAGGCAAGGAUGCUUUUUAAAGAAAGCCGAAGUGUUCACAAUCACCUCACUUCUGCUCCGGCAAAGAAGAAGGUGAUUCUGGCACCUAAAGCCAAAGUGAAGGACUCAAGUCCAAAGAAAGAACAGAAAACCUGCAUGUCUUCAGUCAAUUCGAGUUGUGCUACUGUCCUGAGCUCCAGCACACCUGUCUGUACCCUAGCCAGCUCCAGCUGCACACCAGCUCCAGAGACGAUCUGCUUGGAUGACUCACUGGAUGAAGACCUCUCUUUCCACCCACCGUCACUAGACUCUAUUUCUGAUGCUCUGGCAGUUAUCAAUAAUGGUGCCAAGGGAUCACCUCUUGGGUCCACCAUAGACACACCAACAUCCAGACCUCGCCCUGGGCUGAGGGAAGAGAAACUAGCGAGCAUUAUGAGUAAGUUGCCCCUGGCAACUUCAAAGAAAGUAGAGCCCACUCAAACGCCCCAUUCAUCAAGUCUUAUUGCUGGUCACACAGGGCCACUACCAAAGAAACCCCAGGACCUAGUUCACACUGGUAUCUCUUCAGGCCUUAUUGCUGGAUCUUCAAUUCAAAAUCCUAAGGUUUCCUUAGAGCCUUUGCCAGCCAAACUACUUCAGCAAGGACUACAGAGGUCAAGUCAGAUCCAAGCUGCUUCCUCUUCUUCGCAGACUCAUGUUUCUUCCUCUAAGACCCAAGCAGCUAUUUCCACCUCUUCUCAAAGAACCAAGGAUGCUAAUAUCCUGGUAUCAUCUUCUGAGGCACAAGGUGGUUCUUCCUCAGCAUCACAAGUGACAAAGGUGCACCAGCAUUCAGCUGUACAGCAGAAAUAUGUAUCUCCCUUACAAGCAACUAUUAGUAAAUCACAGACCAAUCCAGUGGUAAAAUUGAGUAGUAAUCCCAAACUGUCUUGCUCAUCACCAGUCAUCAAAGCUCAAGAUAAGCCUGUAGUAUAUCGCCUGCCUUUGUCGAAUCCUUCAUCCGGAAGUGGCUCUCAACAAGUGUCUCACCCACUGGUUUCUCGGACAACAUCCAGCACCUCUACCUCUAGUAACUAUUUAGCCAAGGCUAUGGUGUCACAAGUUUCUUCCCAGGGUUUCAAGCCCCCCUUCUCCAUGGCUGCCUCUCCCAAACCUGCUGCCUCUCCCAAGCCCACUGCAUCUAAGCCCUCUGUGACACCCAAGCCCAAUGCAUCACCUAAAUUCUCAUCCAAGUCCACCUCAUCCCCUAGGCCUGCAACAACACCCAGUUCUUCCAGUUCAAGUGCACUAGUUUCCCAGAGUAGUCACUCCAGCAACAACCCCCUUCAUAAACAGACCAGUGGUGUAAAUAUCAGCAGGCAGUCUCCCACAAUGAAUUUGCUGCCCUCUAAUCGCACCUCAGGCCUUCAGCCUGCAAAGAACCCUCAGGCUUCUUCAAAAUUGCCCAACUCUUCUCCUACUGGACCUGUUGGUAAAAGUAAUUUGGGUGGAGUUGGAAUGAAUGUACCUGCCAGCAGAGGCAGUAACCUUAACUCAAGUGGAGCUAGUAGGACUAGUCUGUCUGGGGGAGCAGGAAGUGGAACACAGGGUGCUACUAAACAAUUGUCAACUCCACACAGACCAUCUUCUGCCUCAGGGUCUCCAGUUGUCGCAGCCAGUGUGCAGUCAACAGCAGGAGCGUCGUUACUGGCUAACGCCUCACCUCUGACUCUCAUGGCAUCACCCCUGUCUGUAACCAGUCAGAACGUGACGUCUGCACCAUUAACUCCUUUCGGGAUGCUGGGUGGCCUUGUUCCUGUGACCGUGCCCUUCCAGUUUCCCUUGGAGCUGCUUGGAUUUGGGACGGACACGGCUGGAGUGACAACCACCUCGGGAUCUACCUCAGCGGCUUUCCACCACAGCCUAACUCAGAACUUACUGAAGGGUUUACAGCCAGGUGCUCAGCACGCAGCAACGCUGUCUCACUCACCUCUGCCUGCUCACUUGCAGCAAGCUUACACAGAUGGAGGCCAAAGUAAAGGGGACACUAAGUUACAGCGGAAAAACCAGUGACUUCUGGACAAGCAAGGGAGCUGAAGCAGUUCUGGUUGGCUGACAGAAUCUGCCCAGUUGGGAAAGUGCUUAUUGUCACAGGGCUGCUGUUUCUGUCGAUGUUUACAUAUUCUGAUCCCAAGCACUGUGGUGAGAGGAAGAAGAAAAAGAAAACAAUACUUGAUCAAAGAGAGAAGGAAAAGGAGGACUGGUCCUCCUGGUCAUGCAGACUGGUCAUAGUUUGAUCUUGCCUAAAGAAACAAGCUUUUUUUAUCUGCUCUGAUUGGCUUUUAAAAGAAAUUGAUCGUCAAACCCACAGCAGCACAAACUUUUUUUUUUUCUGGGCUAUGUCCAAUGAUGAGUUGAAAGCGUGAGAGGAGCUAGAAUAGGUUUCUCCAUCCAUUGUGUAAGGUGGGAUAAUCCACUUCAUUAGUUCCCAAAGUGCCCAGUGUAAGGUCUGCGUAGGUCCUGAGUGUACCAUAUGGUUGCAGACCAAAGGUUAUGUAGAGUAGAGGUGUUGCUGGGAUACUUGGCAUUAUAAUUAGGCCCUUACACAAAUGCCAUUUCUGAUAUGGGCAUUUUUCCAGCUUUACAAGGCUGUUUGGCUUUAGGGAGCCUACAGAUGUAUGCUGUCUCUUUUGGGAGUCAUCUUCAGAAACAGAUCUCUUGGUACAUUGAGAUGUGAGACACACUACUGGGAAACCCUUUGCUCCUUGUUUAAGUUUUUAUAAAUAAAGGUUCUUAUUUAUGGGAGGAAGAGGAUGGACAUUUUUCCAUUUACAUGAAAAGGAAAUUGACAUUUUAUUGGUCAGACUAGCAUUUUUCCCACUUUUUUUUAAAGGCACACUGAUUUUUUUUUUUUUUUUCAGUCUUUCCAUUUGUUAAAUUUUCUCUUCCUUUGCCUUGUGAUUAUCUGCUACUGAAAUUAAGUCAUGUUCUAUUCAUGACUUCUAAAACAUGACUAGUUCUUUACUCAUUCAAGAUCUUCCUCAUCUUUCAUCUAACUCCUCCCAAAAACCGUGCAUUAUCCUGAUUUGCUAGUUUGAGAAAGCUGAUUGUGACCUAUUCCAGAGCCAGGUUAAUACUGCUUCAGGCAUUAGCCAAAGAGGAGUCGUUCAAAAGCGACCAGAGGUGCCUUCUCUUCUGGGGGCUGAAUAGGUUGUCUCCAGCAUUUCCAGCCCCUGCUGGCCUGGGGGGUUCCUGACCUGAACUCUUCCUUAUAUGGUAGCACAAGACUAUAAAGCUGGCUUUUUGGGGUUUGUUUGGGUUGUUGUGGUUUUUUUUUGAUAGCAAUACAUCGACUGGUUCAUUUGUAAGAUUAGGAAGUAUCCAGCACAUGUUGCACUUUCAACACUAAGACAGAACUUUGCUGUUGAGUCCCUUGCGCUGUCAGAUAAAAAAGGUGAGAAUGGCAGAAACUGAAAUAAAUCAUAGGGGAAAGGAGGAAAUAAAAUAGUAUGAUGCCCAUCUCCUUCAACCCCAAAACAUUCCUUUGGUCAGAGAUGCUGAAAUUUCUAGUACCUAGUGUUUCCAGUAGUUUGAUUUGAGAUUGAACCAGUGACCACUGGUCAUCUCUCACUUUCCAGAGACUUUGGCCCAUGGAUAAUGAAUCUUCAAGGGUUUUUGCUAGAUUAACUUAUAGCUUUCAGGUUUCUUUUACAUGUGAUUUAUUUUUCUUAGACCAGACAACAAUUUCUUUUCUAUUUAGAGCUCAUUUUAAUUUUAUAUAAAUAUAUAUACGUGAAUUUAAAAUAAUAUAUAUUGUGUAUUUAGUAUAAAAAUGUUGGGUUGAGCUCAGCAAUAAAUGUUUUUGCACAACACUUCUGUGAAAGACAGAUUGAAUUAAAAUAAGAUGCAUUACUGCGUUAAUUUCACUCCACAGCAUCUGCCAAUUAAAUGCUUUUUAGCUAGUGCUAAUGUUUUGUAUGUGGUGUGUUGAUUAGAUAAGCUUGCAUCUCCAUCAAGGUUACUUAGAGUUGAAACAUACAGCUACAUAGACUCUGGCAUUCUUACUACUGUGCAAAUUCUGUCAAAACACCAUAAACUAUUUAGACUGCAAGCUUUAUCUGAUGAUUUUUCUUUCUCUUUUCUCCAGGAAGGGUUGAACGGAGAAAGCUUUUGUUUUUUGAGGCCUAACAGUUCUGGCAGGAUAGUAAUUCUCUGAACUGUCUCAAACCUGAUACUUUUUAACAAUGCAUGUAGCUAAGGGAGUUGCAGCAGUGAGCCAUCAGGCGGCAAUAUGUUUGAAAGACCCUCUCCUAAGAGUUCUACCUCUUCUGUGUUUUCCUCAUCAAGGCAUCUCAUUCAAAUUGGCAUCUUUUUGUCUUCAUACUCAAUGAAAUCUCAGACUGGGAGACUUAGAGCCCCUUAUAACUACAGCACAAAUUUCCUUUUGACAUUCCUCUUUUCCUGGAAGUACGCCUCAGCUUGGGUUGAGGAAUAUCCGCUCUAAAUCUUGACGAGGGUAGGAAUAGUCCUGUCUGUGCGGCCUAUUGAGCUUUUCAGUCCUGGGAAACAAGUAAACUAAUACUUACUGUGGAAAUAGGUAAUAGGAUGAUGAGAAUAAAGAUGACCAUAUGUCGUUCGUGCAGCCAGUUCAAACAGCCCCCCAGAGAGUAGCUGCUUUCAAGCAUUAUGCUCCUGAGCUUCUUUGGAAUCAGCAACAUAGCGAUUCCCUAUUCUCCCUGGUUAAACCUAGCAAGGCCACAUCCAAAGGAAGUAAUAGGGUGGCUCCCAGAGAUCUUGGCAGGUGGCAUAAACAAGAUGGGGAAGUGAAAGAUUUCUGCAACGUCCAAAUGCAAAAUAAGGUUAAUGUUUUACUGUUUUCUGCACAGCAGCUCUUCUAAAGACAUUUUGCCCCCAGGUUUUUACUACUUUUUAAGGGCCUUUGUUAAUAAAUAAACUGUAGUUGUACAUACUAAAUAACCCUCAGUAUUCACAAGCAAUAAGAAAGCCAAGUACAGCUGUCUUUUCCAGGCAGCAGGGCUGAACUUGGUUUGGGGACUGUAUAUGAGCUAACAUGUCAAGCUCACUGAAAGCCCCAAACAAAUGCAAGCAAUAAUUUCAAACACAGGUUUUAGGUGUUAAAACCAUCUAGGUGAUAUUUUCUGCUACAUGAUCCAAAGUCCCAAUAGUCAUGGUAGCUAUUUUAAGUUCUUUCAAGACACUUGUAAAGAAGGAAGGUAGAAUAGAUGAAAAACAGGCUUCAAAGUUUCCUGAUACUUUGGACUAUAACUGCAGUAUUCUCCCACUUCAAGACGCAAAUGGCCUAAACUACUUUGUCCAGCCUUCACUGUUGAUUUGAGAUACAUGACUAAUACCAAUCAACUAAGUCACAAGUGUGGAUGCUGUGGGUUUCACAUCUGUUUUCUGCUAAUCAGAAGUAACUUUUAAUUACAUGGGUUCUGCUUCUUGUUUGAAUCCGAUCAAAGUUGUCUGAUGCACAGAUUUGGGAGUGGGACAGGUGGCAAGAGCCUAUUUCCUUCCCACAGUCCCAUCAUCUGACCCUUCCUCCACACUCCUUCUCCAAUUGGUGCAAGACCCUUGAGGACAUGAAAACAGAGAAAACCUGCAACUCUCCCAAGCUGCCAUCAGUUGUGUUGAACCAUUAACCCUCUGGGAGUCAUCUUGGACUCCAACUAACUUUAUCACAUUUGCUGCUACAUUCAUAAAAUGAACUUUUGGCUGUAUUUAUUAGCAAACUUUAAUCUAGUUUACAGUUUGUUUGGUUUUCUUUUGAGUAGUUUUUGCCCACAGAUGGAUUAGAAGCGUUGGGGUGUUCGGGUUGUUUUUGGUUUGUGGUUUUUUUGGUUGGGUUGGGGUUGUGGGGUUUUUUUUUGAGUGAGUUGGUGAAGGCACAGUGGUCCCUCUUCUGCUUCUGUUUUGGAUUUUUUUUUAAAGAUGGCAUUGCAGGGAACCUGCAGCCAGGCCAAGCUGUGGAAGGCUUCCUCCCACACCUGGCUGUCAUCUUUUCCUGAACUGGGGGGGAAAUCGUUCAAGGGACACUUGCUUUUUGUUUGGGGAUUUUUUUCCCAUAAAAUGAUCCAGAAGGUGAAAGCAGUAGGUAAACGACUGAUUAACACUUUAUGCAAUUUUAAUUUUAUAGAAGUUUUAAAAGUUGGUAGAUUUUGAUUGGUCCUAGCUCUGGUGAAAUGGCUGUUACCCUCCAUGACUGACUUGAUUCAGGCCUUUGUCCUUUGUUUAAGUGCCUUUUUUUUUUUUAAUUUUAUUUCCCUACCCUCUUUAAACUGUUCUCAGAGAUCCCGAAGUGCUGGAAGGCAUUUUUGGAGGAAAAUCUUAAGCUUGCCAAGAUGGCUUUAUGCUGUUAUACUAUUUUUUUCCCUUUUGUAAAGAAGAAGAAGAAAAAAAGUGUGUAAUGUGUGUACCUUCAUAGCUGCUGUACCAUGGUGUUGGUUUUAUGUGCUUGUGCGUUCUUUCUCUCUCACACUUGACACGUGCACACACAUACACACACACACAGAGCAAUAUUCCUGAGAAACCUGUUCAUCCUUCUACAUUCUGCUGUCUCUGUUAAAGGUGAACAUUUGUGCAAAGAAGGCAGUACAAUAAAAGACCGUGUGUGUGUGGGUGAGUGUGCAUAACUGUGCAUGAGAGAAAGGAAGUUGCUAAUGGAAAUGAAACAUCUUGCAUUUUUCUCAAAGUUUUAAAUUUGGAUCUUAAGUCAGAAGUAAAACAUUAUGAGCCCUUUCUGCCGAUCUUAAGUACUGGACUGUUUCACACAACUACUGAGUCUAAGGCAAACGUGUGGCUGACAGCCCCGAAGAAGUGGCAGGGACGUUGGGAAGGAGGUUAAAAUAGCAGCUUGCAACAAAUUUAAGAUGAAUUGCAAGGAAUCUUCUGUGUGGCUAGUCCCAUCUACUGCGUGACACCAAUUAUUUCAAGGAUUGCAACCAAAGUUGUCACUUUACAUCAUGCAUUAUAUGUAAGUAGGAACUUGGUAAAACCUGCAAAAGCGCAGCUGCUAAUGGAAGUUAAACGUGGCUAUGCUUCACAUGCUGCCUAAACCAUUCACCACGAAGUACUUUUCUAGUUGUGUUUUUUCUCUGUUUGCAAUUUCAUUAAUGGUUUGUUUUCCUUAUAGAAACAAACAGUAAGUUCAUGUGUUGUUAGCUGCAAGUGAAUCCUCAGAGUCUGUGCUUGUUUCUUUGUUCUCUGACAAAAUUAGCAAUCUGCAAUAGAUCAUCUAGUGAUUUUUGACAAUUCUGUGUUGAAGAUCUAUCUUAACCUAUGAUUAUUAUAAACAUGCAUAUCUGAAAUUAGCAAUUCACUAGGUGACCUAGUGCUAAACUUAAGGUAGCAUACAUACACAUCACUAGAUAGACUGCGCUAGUUCUAUGAUGUGCUUCCCCUGGGGAACAUGUAAUUUUGAGUUGCAAUACAAAGAGGAAACAUUUACUUUCCAGAAUGGAAUAAAGAGUGUUUCAAUAGGUAGAAAACUCAUUUAGCAAGCAGAAAAUAAGAUCCCAAAUACAACAUGUUCCUGUGGCAGCAGAGAAAAGCCUAACUGCUACUUCAGUUCUUAGCUUGUCUUCACAUGUUUGAGUGAACCUGUUUAUGUAAAUAAAUUAGGCCAUCAGUGUUAUUUCUUCUUACCCAUCUAAGAGUGCCAGUCAAAGACAGGACUUGCUGGUAGCUCAGCCAGUUGGAGUGAUAAUGCUGCUUAAUCUGCCUUAGGUGCAGCAGUGAAGUUACUUCAGUACAGUUUGCCACAUCCAUGUGUGACAGUAAACUGAGUUAACCUGGCUCUUGUCUUGCUCUUCAGUUCAUUUUGGGCACACAUGCUCUUUAUCCUAAGCUGAUUUGUGAGGUGGGGAAUUGACAGCUGGCAAUGAUGCUUGACUGUUGCAGUCUUUGUUGGUGUUUUUAACAAAUGCAGUUCUGUGAAAAUCUGUGUCUGUCUACUGCUUAAGAAAUCACUGCCAAAAUAAGCAGCCAGAAGUAUGCUUACUGAGCCACUGGAAAGAUAACUAUUGUGUAGGGGAAUGCUUUGUGGAAACUUCUGGUGUGGCUUCAUCAUCCUUUUUCUAUGACCCGAUGAUCCCUUGCUGCUGUAAUAGCCUUUUGGGGCCAUAGAAAGCCCUGCUGCUGCUAUGAGUUAUGCUGAGAGAUCAGCAUGGCCUGGAACUGGCCCAAAACUGAGGAAGCAGAAAGAUUCCCUAGAGCUGUUUUUGCACACUCCUCAUAAAUAAAACUGUGCUAAUCUUGUCAGUAGUCAAGGAUAUAGGUCUGUAUUUUGUAGCCAUUUUUGACAGCUAUAAUUCUACACAGCAGCUCUGGAAAAAAAACAAAACAAAACAAAACAAACAAAACCUAAAACAAAACAACAUGUUUUCUAUCUAGAAGUGAAUUUCAGUCUCUUCCCCUGCUAUCACCUCCUGCUUAAAUAAUAACUAUUAGAUCUAAGUUUGUCUUUAUGGUAAAGUAAUCCAAAGCAAGCAGUGUACACCAUAUUGACUCCCAUCACGCUCAAUAUUAAGAGGAUUUGGUUUUAAUUGUUUUUUGCUCAACAGUGUGUGCAGAUGUAUUUUAUCCACAGAUAGUUAUACUUCUUACCAUCUAGUCCCUAAGAGAAAAGGGAGGGAAAGAAUCAACCAAAACCAGUCAGGAGAUAGCACCACUGUACACUAAACCGAGUAGCUGCAGAGGCAGCCAGAGCUUCUUUGAGACUUGCCAGACUUUACCAGAGGAGUGGGGAGUGGGGGAAGAAACUCUCUUGUGUUCUCAGCUUUUUCCAGAUAAGGCCUUAGUUUGAUUAGUAGUCACUAAUGUCAACUAUGCAGAUAAGUAUUUAAGUGUUUCAGUGUUACAUGCAUUCCUUCCCCCAGCUACCCCUCUUAAAACAUGCUGAAGUUUUACCCAAAGAAAAUGGAUAUUUUUUGAAUGUCUGUACUGCAGAAGUCUUUUUGCUAAUGCAAAGAAAGAAAUUUGUAUUUAAAAAACAAAGCCCUUUCACUGAUGCAACACGUAGUGUCAAGCUUGAAGAGGGAAGUUAAAAUCACCUCUUGUGACAGGUUUUAGUCUGAGAGUUUAUUAGACUACUUAGCUGUCAAAAUUGGUUUAAGAAGGUGCAGCAGUGUUUUUUACAUACAGAUUGGAUUUGGGGAGAAACUAAGGGGACAUCCCAGGUUUCCUGCCAGUAUCAGAAUUAAAUCCAUUUAUCACUUAAAGUUGCUUCUAAACUAUGGAAGUUGCCAGCUACACAACAGCUGGAUCUCUAAAUAAAAGCUAGAUUGCGAUCUCCAGGUAUUUCUCACUGAUCUUUUUAGUCUUGUUGUAUGUAACUACAGUUAACAAUUUAGCUCAGCGGUGAGAACAGAUAGUGUGUGUUUUUAUUGCUGGUGAUACCAUCAUGUAGCAAUUAGUACCAUGUUUUUGCAUAGUUCUCAAGUUCCAUACUGGAAAUAGGUAGAUAAAUUUUAUUUUUGGACUACUGUUUAAAAAUUUACAAAAUGAACUACUUCUACUGAGCAGCAUUAUAUUUUAGCAGUUAAACUUAGUACCCUUAUGUGAUUUGUCUCUUGUAGUCUUCUUUUAACUGAGGCUUAGAAGCAUUUCAUGAGUAAUCCUAAAAUGUCGGCUUAAGGUCAGGUACUUCUAAUAAAAGGGCAUCUGUGAUGUUAACUUCUGAUGUUACAAAAGCACUACGUUCCGAAUAUUUCAUUGGGAAAAAAUAUGGGUGUGAGUGCAAGUCCCUCUAGUUUUGCUUGAUAAAGAGGCUCAGUCAAGAACAGAGUAUCCAAAUACCUGCCUGCACAGCUAUUGGUAGUGGGGGAUCACCACCUCGACAGAGGUUUGGUCUCAGAUUCUUUUGGUAUCGCUUUUAUUAUAUAUGUAUUUUAGCAAGUUUGGAUAUAGCCAGCUUAAUGCUACCUGGCUUGCUGUGAUCCUCCAGACAGUGAAAGAAACAAAUGGGCAGAGUGUGUUCCUGCCUUUCACUAGGUAGCUCAGAACAAACAGCUGGCCAAGUGUUUUGUUAGAAACAACUGAUAAAUUACAGCUGGAAGUCUUUGCAUUCCUCAGCUUCAAAGGAAUAUGCAUUUAUUGUGGCAAACCCGUUUUGAGUUGAUGAUUCCUGGGAUGCUUUACGCAGUCCAGCCUGAAUUUGUACAAGGUAACCUUCCUCCUUUAAUACUCGCAUAUUUCAGAUCAUAGGGCUUUGUGAUGGAGAGAGAGGAUCCUAACAACUCUGUGCUUACCUGACAACCUCCCCUGUGAAAUGCUCCCCUCUUGUGACAACAAGCCUGAACAACAAAAUGCAGCUACAUUUGGGUGGUUAGCACCACUUUCAUUUGGAUUUUUAGGGAGAUGUGUUCCAAUAACUCCAAGGGAUAUACUGUGUUUUAAGUGUGUGAUUUAUUUCCUCUCUCCUUAUAAAACUGGACCUGAACGCAAGUUUUGAGUUGUUGGGUUUUUUUUGUAAUAAUCUCAGGACCUGAAAGAUUGUAGCAUUUAGUGUGUCUUAAAAAUGAUGUACUGUACCAGCCAUGGAUUUUGUAAAUACACCUGUCUCCCUUUUUUGUAUUUUAAUUUUUUAAAAGUGUGUAAGGCUCUUUGCCAGAGGAACUGGUGCCUGCUUAAUUUCCAUCCUGAACUGAAGCAGGAAAAGGAAGAAGCUGCUGCCACAAAAGCCCGCAUCAGUUCCAAAUGUGUAUAUUGUUCUGGUCAGUUUAAUGGCUGUUAGUCUUUUUGUUAGUUGGGAAAGCCGGUUUGUUCCCCUGCACGUUCCCAUUUGUGGCUAGCAGAGCCCCAUCAGGGAGACUAAUUUUGUGACUACUUGAUGUUUUCAUUCCUUCCAGCUACUCAGGUUUGCUAUCCCUGAGAAGUCUGAUGUUUUCAGAGGUCGGGACUAUUGGCUCUCUGCAAGAAUAGCUGGAGAGCAUUUCUCACUUUGUCCGUGCUGUGGUCCAAACACAGUAAUAGGGUUUGUAUCCUGCAGACCUUGCAGAUGAUGCCACCUCUGCCUGUUCCCAGAGGGACUCGCCCUUUUUGUUUUCUGCUUUCCUGAAAGGAGUGUAAAGAGGUUUUUUUUGGCAGCAGACUUUGCUCUGGGAUCUAACCUUGCCGGCAGACCCCUGUUCUGCAGUAGGAGCCUUACUCAAUUCGGCGUAGCUGUUCCCUGUCCCAACAGUGACAGGCUUUUUUCAUGAGUGUACUUAUCCUUUUUUUUUUCCUCUCCUGUGUCAUGUGUUUGUGCUGUAUUAAAUAAAGAGGAAUGUACAUAUUGGC
This is a messenger RNA of Colius striatus (speckled mousebird), 13233 nucleotides long. It is a transcript of the gene UBN2, whose product is annotated as ubinuclein 2. NCBI's taxonomy places the organism in Eukaryota, Metazoa, Chordata, Aves, Coliiformes, Coliidae. Bases 1 to 4008 code for a protein of 1335 amino acids. The transcript has 17 exons. Gene Ontology annotation, cellular component: nucleus. The record is from RefSeq and is a predicted model, not a curated record.